UGUACCUACUAUUUGGUCCCCCACAAUUACUGAAAAGGGUUUAGAAUUGCUGGCUAUGACACCUCGGUGUAUAGUUAUUCUCCAAUAAAAUACUGUGUUGAAUCUCAUGUUCCGUUUAAUUAAACAAAUCGAAAAACCUCGAAAAAGGUGAAAUGUUUCCUCCGGAAGAGUUUUCAAGUGACAAUGGGAGAUUAAUCGCUGCAGUCGCAAGUUGACACCGAUGUUAUUGGACUAUUGUAUUGGAGAUAGAUGAGGAGGUGAAUUCAUGAAGGAACAGCAAUGCACUAGAAAAGGGAUCCAGUGAAGUGUGAACAUAGAGCCGAAGUACCCAAUAGUCUUACACGGUCAGAAACAUGUUCACUGCAACCCAGACCUCCAAGACCCAGUUCUUGGACAAAGCCCGGCAGCUGAGGGAGGAGAGGAAAGGUUACAAAGAGAAGGAGAGAGCUGCCACUCUCAUGCAGGCGCUGGUCAGGAGGUUCCUCUGUCGCUGUGCAUUGCAGAAAGAAAUCAGAAAAGAAGUUGAUGAGUUUUUUGCUGCCAGCGAGGCGGGCACAACGAAGAGAAAUGCAUUAUCCAUAUUUAAGAUUGCACGGAAGUUAUUGUUCAUCUGUGGCAAGGAUGACAAAUUGCGCUUUGAGAAGCUCUGCCGUGCCAUUCUCAGCAGCAUGGAAGUUGACAAUGAACCUAAAGUGUGGUAUGUGUCCUUGGCCCUGUCCAAAGACCUCACCAUCCCCUGGCUCAAGCAAAUUAAAGAUGUCCUGUGGAUGUGCUGCGAGUUCCUCAAAAAAACUAAAGGUUGGUCACCUGACAUAAUGCAGGACAGUAAGCUGGUGACACUACACCUCACUAUGCUCAUCACAUUCACUGACACUGCUACCUGGAAGAUUGUGAAAGGGAAAGGAGAACCAUUGAAACCGGCCCUGAAUAGAAUGUGUGAGAACAUCAUGGGCCAUCUCAACCAGAAGGGAUUUUACUCCGUGUUGCAGAUUUUGCUCACAAAUGGAUUGGCAAGAUCCAGGCCCUCUCUGACCAAGAGCAUGUUAACAGCCAUAUUUACACUCUCCCUCAGACCUGUGAUCGCUGCACACUUCUCAGAUAACCUGCUGAGGUCCUUCCUCAUCCACAUCAUGUCUGUUCCAGCAGUCAUUUCUCACCUCAACACACUAACCCCUGAGUGCAUGGCCACUAUCCAGACUCAUGACCUCCUGAGGAAGUUCAUCUUGUUCUUGAGUCGAGAGGAACAGUGCCUUGAUAUCUGUGUCUGCCUGGAGGGAAGUCACACACUGUGCUUACUAGGUAACCUUAUUCACCUGGGUUUCCUGAAUGAGAAGGUGCUGGAGGAGGAGGCCAACCACUUUGUGAAGGACCUGACGGACAUGCUGUCGUACUGCCAGAGAUACGUGUCUCAGAAGAAGUCCAACCUCACACACUGGCACCCCGUAUUGGGAUGGUUCUCCCAGACUGUGGAUUACGGUCUGAACGAAUCCAUGCCCCUGGUGACACGGCAGCUGCAGUACCUGUGGGGCGUGCUCAUCAUCCGCACACUCUUCUGCGACGUGCUCAGCAAGAAGCUGGAGGCCCAGGAGCCCACCCCUCCUCCCCCACCUCAACCAAGCGCGUCGCAGAACAACCUGCCGGUCAAGAACCUGUUCAAACGGGCAUUCCAGAAGUCGGCAUCGGUGCGGAACAUCCUGAAGCCAGUGGGCGGGAAGCGCGUGGACUCGGUCGAGGUGCAGAAGGUGUGCAGCAUCUGUGUGCUGUACCAGACCGCCCUGACCACCCUCACCCAGAUCCGCCUGCAGAUCCUCACCGGCCUGACCUAUCUGGACGACCUGCUGCCCAAGCUGUGGGCCUUCAUCUGUGAGCUGGGGCCACAGGGCGGGCUCAAACUCUUCCUAGAGUGCCUCAACAACGACACGGAGGAGUCCAAGCAGCUGCUCGCCAUGCUCAUGCUCUUCUGCGACUGCUCACGCCACCUCAUCACGAUCCUAGAUGACAUUGAAGUCUAUGAAGAGCAAAUAUCGUUCAAAAUAGAGGAGCUUGUCACCAUUUCCUCGUUUCUCAAUACAUUUGUCUACAAGAUGAUUUGGGACGGCCUCCUUGAGAAUGCCAAAGGUGAGAAGCUAGAUCUGUUCCAUAGCGUCCAUGGCUGGCUAAUGGUCCUUUACGAGCGAGACUGCAGACGGAGAUUCUCUCCAGAUGACCACUGGCUCCGCAAGGACCUGAAGCCCAGUCUGCUGUUCCAGGAGCUGGAGAAGGGCAAGAAGAGGGCCCAGCUGCUACUGCAGUACAUCCCGCACGUCAUCCCGCACAAAAACCGGGUGCUGCUGUUCCGGAACAUCGUGAUGAAAGAGAAGGAGACGCUGGGCCUGGUGGAGACGAGCCAGGCCUCCCCGCACGUCACGCACAUCACCAUCCGCCGCUCACGCAUGCUGGAGGACGGGUACGACCAGCUCCGGCGAUUACCAGUCAACUCCAUCAAAGGAGUGAUCCGUGUGAAGUUUGUCAACGACCUGGGUGUGGACGAGGCUGGUAUUGACCAGGACGGUGUCUUCAAGGAGUUCUUAGAAGAGAUCAUCAAAAAGGUCUUCAACCCUGCACUGAAUCUGUUCAAGACGACCAGCGGGAACGAGCGCCUCUACCCGUCGCCCACGUCCAACAUCCACGAGAACCACCUGCAGCUCUUUGAGUUUGUGGGCAAGAUGCUGGGCAAGGCCAUGUAUGAGGGCAUCGUGGUGGACGUGCCCUUCGCAUCCUUCUUCCUCAGCCAGGUGCUCGGACACCACCACAGCACCUUCUACAGCUCCAUCGACGAGCUGCCCUCGCUCGACUCUGAGUUCUACAAGAACCUCACCUCCAUCAAGCGCUAUGAUGGAGACGUGAGUGACCUGGGGCUGACCCUAUCGUAUGACGAGGAGGUGAUGGGACAGUUGGUUUGCCAUGAGCUCAUUUGUGGUGGGAAGACCAUGCCUGUGACCAAUGAAAACAAGAUCAGCUACAUCCACCUGAUGGCGCACUUCCGGAUGCACACACAGAUCAAGGAGCAGACGGCGGCAUUCAUCCGCGGCUUCCGCUGCAUCAUCAACCACGAGUGGCUGCACAUGUUCUCCACGCCCGAGGUGCAGCGCCUCGUCUCUGGGGACAACGCCGAGAUCGACCUGGAUGACCUCAAGAAACACACUGUGUAUUAUGGAGGUUUCCACAGCAGUCAUCGUGUGAUCAUCUGGCUGUGGGACAUCCUCUCCAGUGACUUCACCCCGGAGGAGAGGGCCAUGUUUCUCAAGUUUGUCACCAGCUGUUCCAGGCCCCCUCUGCUGGGCUUUGCCUACCUCAAACCCCCCUUCUCCAUCCGCUGUGUGGAGGUGUCCGAUGACCAGGACACGGGGGACACUUUGGGCAGCGUGCUGCGGGGGUUCUUCACCAUCCGCAAGAAGGAGCCAGGCGGCCGGCUGCCCACCUCGUCCACCUGCUUCAACCUGCUUAAGCUGCCCAACUACAGCAAGAAGAGCAUCCUGCGCGACAAGCUGCGCUACGCCAUCAGCAUGAACACGGGCUUCGAGCUCUCCUAACGCCCAGCCCCCUCGGCCAGCCAUCCAGCCAGCCAGCCACGGAGCACCAGAGCGAACGCCGCAUGCUCCAUCGCUUGUCACACCCAUAUGUACACACCUACACACACAUAUACACACACACAUACACACACACACACACACUCACACUGAAAGACCUAUGAGGCAGUUGAAACCCUGUGGAGAUGUAUGGAAUCCCUGGUCCCCUGCCUCCCCUGAAUGACUUACCUGUAAGAUAAGAGAAGGACUACUAAGCUCUUUCUUCCUAAAAGACCCUGUCUCAGCAUCUGAAGCGCCUCAGGAGCCUCAGUCGCCUUACUGAAAUUAGACCCUCAACAGAGGUGGCCUCUGCGGCAGGCGUUUUUUUGGGCAGCCCCUCCUGAACUUCUGCGGAGUUUCUGGCCCCUCAGCAGCGGGCAGUCUGUCCCUCUGCGCCGGAAGGAAACUCUCCCAUAGAGGCCAGAGCGAGCGGGACUGUCUGUGCGAGGCCUCCGCACUAAACUCUGAUCCUAAAGAACUCGCCAAAGGAGUGGAAAGGAGGGGGGGAAACGAAGCAAAAUGACACACCCUUGGCGUUACGCCAGUAUUUCUCAGGCCCCCCCCAUCCCCUGGUAGCCCCUGGCCAUGCGAAUGGGGAUGCAACCUUUGACCUGGAAAGCAAUACAGACACAACAAGACAACAAAGCCAUGCAAGACACGCACACUCACCUAACCUAUCUACACACACACACACACACACACACACACACACACACACACACACACACACACACACACACACACACACACACCUACAUAUCUCCAUGAACCCAGACAGAAUGAGGAAAUGGGGGUCAGUGUUCUGUGGCACAGCUUGUUGACGUCUGUCUAUUGAGGAGCUCAGUGCAGCGCCAGUGUGGCUGUUCCUCUCGGCUUCAUAAGAGUGUGUGAGAGUGUGAUUAAAAAUGGACAGCACUGAACAGCUUGGAUGAAGUAAUGCUGUGGAGGUAGUGUAAGAGACAGAAAGAAUGACCUUUUUGUGAAAGACCCAUUUCAUCUCCUAUAGUUCUCUCCCUUAUUCUAACACUAACAGUCUCCGUGUGGAGGUGACAUCCUGCACAUAAAUGAAACAUUUAUUUUUUUGCACAUCUUUUAGACAUAUGCAGAGACAGUGUCCUGUUGUACCACUUUGCUUUUGAACUGACACACCUCUCACUCCUUAAUGUCUUUACAAUGACAGAUGUCCAUGUACUGUUUAACAUUUUUGAUGUUAGGUCCCCUUUUCUCUCAUUUAUUUACAUUUUAAUGUAUGUUAUAUUAACACAGGCACUGAGUUGUCCUAUUAUGAUGUUAACCUCCAGUCUGAGGUUUGUAGCCAGAAACUUUGUCCUACUCCAUAUGGGUUCCAUAAAGAGAUCUGGAAA
This is a messenger RNA of Alosa alosa (allis shad), 4972 nucleotides long. RefSeq names its product ubiquitin protein ligase E3B (gene ube3b). Gene Ontology annotation, biological process: protein polyubiquitination; ubiquitin-dependent protein catabolic process. Bases 354 to 3572 code for a protein of 1072 amino acids. The record is from RefSeq and is a predicted model, not a curated record. Gene Ontology annotation, molecular function: ubiquitin protein ligase activity; protein binding. The transcript has 27 exons. Lineage: Eukaryota; Metazoa; Chordata; Actinopteri; Clupeiformes; Clupeidae.